AUGGCGGUUUCUCGUGGUUGGUCUGUUCGGCAGUUGGACAUCCACAAUGCGUUUCUAAAUGGCACUCUAGCUGAAACGCUUUACUUGUUGGUCUAUGUCGAUGACAUCCUGGUCAUGGGCUCUGAUUUGGAUCGGGUGUCUGCUUUGGUUGCUAAGAUGGCUCAAAAGUUUAAUCGGUACAUGAAGGAUGUUUUCAAACGUGCUGCCAUGGUGGAUUGUAAGCCUGUGGCGACGCCGGUCUCGUUGACUCGAGUGGAAGCCUCCAUUUUUCCAUAUGCAGAUCCCACUCAGUAUCGGAGUUUGGCAGGUGCUCUUCAUUAUCUUACGGUUACUCGCCCGGACUUGUCUUAUGCAAUGAAUUUACUUUGUCAGCGAAUGCAUGCUCCGUCUACGUAUGAUUGGUGUUUGCUGAAGUGGGUUUUGCGAUAUGUUAAUGGCAUUCUGCAUUUUGGACUUCAUAUAUGGCGGUCUGUGUCUUUGGACAUCCAUGCUUUCUCGGAUUCGGAUUGGGCUAGCGAUCCUGUUGAUCGUAAGUCCACGAGCGAUUUUGCGGUGUACCUGGGCGAUAAUCUGGUUUCUUAG
Ipomoea triloba (trilobed morning glory) is the source of this 582-nucleotide messenger RNA. RefSeq lists its product as uncharacterized. The record is from RefSeq and is a predicted model, not a curated record. NCBI's taxonomy places the organism in Eukaryota, Viridiplantae, Streptophyta, Magnoliopsida, Solanales, Convolvulaceae. The transcript is spliced from 3 exons. Bases 1 to 582 code for a protein of 193 amino acids.